Diprion similis is the source of this 1567-nucleotide messenger RNA. Its product is annotated as putative inorganic phosphate cotransporter. The record is from RefSeq and is a predicted model, not a curated record. Gene Ontology annotation, biological process: transmembrane transport; monoatomic anion transport. Gene Ontology annotation, molecular function: transmembrane transporter activity. The transcript has 4 exons. Bases 65 to 1549 code for a protein of 494 amino acids. Lineage: Eukaryota; Metazoa; Arthropoda; Insecta; Hymenoptera; Diprionidae.
AACGUAUCGAACGUGAGUGAAUUUGCAUUCGUUAAUUGUGUGAUUCGUCUGCGGAACCGCAAGAAUGUUACUCGGUUGGAAAAUUUGCUGCAGAAAAGUACAGCAACGAUGGGUGUUGGCGUUUAUGGGAUGUUUAGCAGCCGCGAAUACUUUUAUGAUGAGAACUUGCUUGUCGGUUGCCAUCAUUGCGAUGGUUACCAAGCCAGAAUCAUCGAACGACACAAGUUCAGACGAUACUUGUUCAGCAUCCGAUUUAACAUCGUCGACAUCAAGUACCAGCGGCGCUUACGAAUGGAGUGAAUAUACACAGGGAAUCAUUCUGUCCAGCUUCUUCUGGGGGUACAUGGUGGCUCAAAUACCAGGUGGAAUAGCAGUGGCUAAAUUUGGAGGCAAGUACCCUCUCGGUAUUGGCCUUCUAUUGGCUGGAGUGUUGACCCUGCUGACCCCAACGGUCGUUGAGGCAUACGGUGCAAAGGGUUUGAUAGUUCUCCGAAUCCUCAUGGGACUGAGUGGUGGAGCCAUUUACCCUUCGUUCAGUUUUCUCACGGGGCAUUGGGCACCGCCGAACGAGCGAUCGAAGAUUGGCAGCAUGAUAAUGUCGGGAUCGCUUCUGGGUACGAUAGUGGCAAACGCGCUAUCCGGGGUGCUCAUAGAAAACUCCUCGAUAGGUUGGCCAAUCGUGUUCUACUUCUUCGGAGGAUUUUCUGUGCUCUGGUUCUGCGCCUGGACUCUCUUCUGCUACAGCCGACCCGAGAUCCAUCCGUUCAUAACCGAUGAAGAAAAAAAAUACCUCGAGGAAACCAUAAACGAGGUGAACACUGGGAAGCAGGGAAAGAAACAGCCAAUUCCAUGGCGAUGUAUACUCUCCUCUCCACCAUUCUGGGCACUGGUAGCAGCCAGUUUGAGUCACGACUGGGGCUCCUACGUCAUGAUAACGAAUCUGCCAAAGUACAUGAGCAGCGUUCUGAAGUUCUCGGUUCAGUCCAACGGGCUGCUUUCAGCGUUGCCCUUCAUGGCCAAGUGGAUAGUGAGCAAUGCCUCAUCCUGGCUUGCAGACUGGCUUAUAACGGAGAAAAAGAUAUCGAGACGGAACGCGCGCAAAACCUUUACCAGCAUCGGUGGACUCGGAAUGGCGAUCUUUCUGAUCGGUGCUUCAUACGCUGGAUGCAGUCGAACGGUGGUCGUGGUUCUUUUCGUCUUGGGAAUGGGAGUGUUGGGCAACUUGUUCCCUGGAGUCAUGGUGAACAACGUUGACCUGAGCCCUAACCACGCGGAGACCCUGAUGGGCAUUACGAACACGAUAACGUCCCUCGCCAGUAUCGCCGCUCCCUACGCAGUCGGCGUCUUAACACCAAAUCAGUUUCUUUCGGAGUGGAGAAUCGUCUUCUGGAUUACAUUCGCGUUGUUCUUCACCACGACUCUUAUCUUUGACAUUUGGGGUGACGCGGAGGUCCAGCCCUGGAACGACUUGGAAUCCGUUGACCGUGAGCAGAAGGUGGUUGGUAGUGGAAAACGCAAGGAUGAAGAGUGGAUGUCGUCAAGUGAAUAGCUUAGGCAAGUUUCACGA